CAGAGCUGUAGUGAGGAAUGAAUGGUCCAGCAGAUCCUUCAAGCCUAUUCCUCAACUCCUCCCUGGAAACUUCAGAACAAUGUGGCAAAGAGACCCAUAUAGAGAACAUCCUUUUUGCCACUUUUUAUCUCCUGGAUUUCAUCCUGGCUUUUGUUGGCAAUACCCUAGCUCUUUGGCUCUUCAUCCGAGACCAAAAGUCAGGCACUCCAGCCAAUAUUUUCCUGAUGCAUCUUGCUGUGGCCGACCUGUUUUUUGUGCUGGUUCUACCCACCCGGCUAGUAUAUCACUUUUCUGGAAAUCACUGGCCAUUUGGCGAGAUCCCAUGCAGACUCAUUGGCUUCCUUUUUUAUCUCAACAUGUAUGCCAGUAUCUACUUCCUCAUGUGCAUCAGCGUUGACCGCUUCCUAGCCAUCGUGCACCCUGUGAAGUCCAUUAAACUCCGCAGGUCACUUUACGCCCACUUGGCAUGUGCCUUUCUUUGGGUUAUAGUUGCUGUUGCAAUGACACCUCUGUUGGUCAGUGUGCAGACAGCUGAGAUGAACAACACGACUGUCUGCCUACAGCUCUACAGAGAGAAGGCAUCACGCCAUGCUCUCGUGUCCUUGGCAGUGGCAUUCACCUUUCCAUUUAUUACUACAGUGACCUGCUACUUAUUGAUUAUCCGUAGCCUGAGGAGUGGGAACAGAGUUGAGAAGCACUUGAAGGAAAAAGCCAUCAAGAUGAUCAUAGUUGUCCUAAUGAUCUUUCUGGUCUGCUUCGUACCCUAUCACAUCAAUCGCUACAUUUAUGUUCUCCAUUAUGAUGGCACCAAGACUUCCUGUGAAACCCAGCGAGUCCUGGCACUCAGUAACCGCAUCACUUCCUGCCUUACCAGCCUGAAUGGCGCCCUUGACCCAGUGAUGUAUUUCUUUGUGGCUGAGAAGUUCCGUGAGGCCUUGUGCAGCUUGUUUUGUGGCAAAAGAGCUGCAAUGAUGCCUCCAAGUUAUGAAGGGAAGACAAAUGAAAGCUCACUAAGUGCUAAAUCUGAAUUGUGAGCAAGUGAUCAUAUUUGUUGUCACUUCCGGGCACAACAUAGCCAAGAGACUCUCUAGAGAGUAAAAGCAAGUGACUCCAAGGACAAAGAUGUUACCCCCAGAGUCAGUACCAUUCCUGCAAUAUCAAGGAGGAGAGUUCAGUUAUUCUGUGCAGCUACAACCAGCAAUGGCUCAUCUCCGCCAGAAAACAGAUUGUAAUCUCAGUAAAUCACAAGACAUCUGAACAUGAAUGCAACAGCAGCAGCAUCUGUUGCCCAAUCCUGAAGCUGAGGCCUGAAUAUU
Mauremys mutica (yellowpond turtle) is the source of this 1316-nucleotide messenger RNA. It is a transcript of the gene GPR17, whose product is annotated as G protein-coupled receptor 17. NCBI's taxonomy places the organism in Eukaryota, Metazoa, Chordata, Testudines, Geoemydidae. The transcript has a single exon. The record is from RefSeq and is a predicted model, not a curated record. Gene Ontology annotation, biological process: phospholipase C-activating G protein-coupled receptor signaling pathway; positive regulation of Rho protein signal transduction. The coding region runs from base 18 to 1034 and encodes 338 amino acids. Gene Ontology annotation, cellular component: membrane. Gene Ontology annotation, molecular function: G protein-coupled receptor activity.